Molecule: messenger RNA, 942 nt
Organism: Mya arenaria
Lineage: Eukaryota; Metazoa; Mollusca; Bivalvia; Myida; Myidae
Product: cytochrome P450 1A1-like
Exons: 7
Coding region: 1-942 (313 amino acids)
Molecular function (GO): iron ion binding; monooxygenase activity; heme binding
Source: RefSeq, a predicted model, not a curated record
AUGCCGCGUAAGUGUUUCGAAUAUGCAGAAAAGUACGGCGACAUUGUACAGGUGCGUAUCUUCAACACUAACAUCGUCCUGCUCAAUACCCUGGACUUCCUACAGAAGGCGGUGUCUGCCGACCCCUACAAGCGCUACUUCAACGACAGGGCCGGCUUCUUCUACGGAGAGCACUUCCUGUUCGGAGGCCAGGCGACACGUACACCAGGAGUGGUCCGGGGACUUGUGGACUUGCUUCUAGAUGAGCAGGACCGCCAGGUGAAAGCCGAUGAGUCACUGGUGCUUACGGAGGAACGCCUUCAGGGGAUUGUGCUGGAAAUUAUUGCCGCAGCGAUCGUAGCAGCACUAUGUUCCGAAAGCGCCAUCAUGUCGUGCCUACUCAAUAACCCAGAAUGGCAGACUCGCGUGCAGGCAGAGCUUGAUAAAGUCAUAGGGCGCGAACGGAGACCCCGCCUGGAGGACAGGGAACACUGCCCCGUGCUUGAGGCCGUCGCUAUGGAGGCCCAACGUCUUAUUACGGUUAUUCCUCUGGGCGGGCCUCACUUUUGCCGAGAAAAUAUUGCAUUUGAAGAGUUCGACGUACCGGCAAACACACUAGUACUCCCCAACUUGGAGUACAUCCAUCACAACGAGGCCGUCUGGGGGCCGGACGCCUGGGAGUUCCGACCGGAGCGCUUCAUGGAUGACACGGGUGGCCUGCUGCCGCGAGACCACCCUCGCAGGAGAAAGCCAGUGACUUCACAGUCGAUGGCAUGUGACGCAAGAACUGCCUGCUUGCUCUAUGACCAGGACAGUGCCUUCACAGUCGACGGCACUGACUGCUUUGUCCAUGACAAGGACAUAAACCUGAGGACAGAGACAUGGCAAUCAACGGCAUAUGACACAAGAACUGCCUGCUUGCUCUAUGACAAGGGCAGAAACCUGAGGGUCGGUGGCAUAUGA